Molecule: messenger RNA, 2226 nt
Organism: Phoenix dactylifera (date palm)
Lineage: Eukaryota; Viridiplantae; Streptophyta; Magnoliopsida; Arecales; Arecaceae
Product: 3'-5' exonuclease domain-containing protein
Biological process (GO): nucleobase-containing compound metabolic process
Molecular function (GO): nucleic acid binding; 3'-5' exonuclease activity
Source: RefSeq, a predicted model, not a curated record
UCCAUUUUUCUUUUUUCUUCUUUCUUUUUUCUUUUUUCUUGAUGCUAUUGCUCCCGACUCUGCUGCUUCGGCUCUUCUCCUCCUCGACAUGGAUUUGAAUAUCAUUACUGAUAUUCAAUGGCCCCGAGGAAGCCGGUCAAGAACUGCGAAAAGGGUACCGGAAGCGAUCCAAGAUUCCGAUCCCACCGCCAUGGAAUCGAGCAAGAUCAGGCCCCGGCCCUUCGAGAUCCACAUGGUGACGGCCGCUGACUCCCCGGCGUUCUCCCUCCUGCGCUGGGCCCUCCACCGCUCCCCCGUCGUCGGCCUCGACGCGGAGUGGAAGCCCUCCCGGAACAACCACCACCAAUACGGCGAGAGCGAAGGCUGUGGCGGCGAAGCUACCUCUGCUCCCGGCCGUACGCCGUCUUUCCCUACCGUGUUGCUCCUUCAGAUCGCCUGCCGGGUCCGCCGCGAGCCGUCGGAUCCGGCGGUCGGCGACUCGCCGGUGUUCUUGGUGGACCUUCUGUCCGUCCCCCUCCCCGCCCUAUACGAGGUGCUUAGGGAAAUGUUCGUGGCUCCGUCGGUGCUGAAGCUUGGGUUCAGGUUCAAGCAGGACCUCGUCUAUCUCUCCUCCACCUUCUCCUCCCAAGGCUGCCGUCCCGGCUUUGAUAGAGUGGAGCCAUUUCUUGAUAUUACCAGCAUACACCAUUAUCUCAAGAAUCAAAAUGUUGGGAAAAAGGUUCCAAAGGAGACUAAAAGCUUGGCAACUAUUUGUCAAGAAGUGCUUAAUAUCUCAUUAUCAAAGGAACUUCAAUGCAGUGACUGGUCAUGUCGCCCUUUAAGUGAAGAUCAGAUAUUAUAUGCUGCUUCAGAUGCAUAUUACUUGCUCGAAAUAUUUGCUGUCUUCCAACAAAAGUUCAUCACUGAAGGCAAACCAUUAUCCAGUCUUACAGAGCUGAGUGUCUCCAGUGCAAUUGUUGGACUGAAGGAAAUACUUACAGAGUCAAAUAUUUGUGAUAAUGUUUUGAGGAUUAAAUUUUGUAAAGCAUCUGAAAUGGUCAAAUCAAGUGGUUUGAGUGGACAUAUUCCGCUGAAUGACUUCAUCUCAGCCAUUGUCAGAAAGUUUGGUGAAAAGAUUCUGUUGAAGGAGUCAGACAAAGUCCCUAGGUCUUCUAGACGAAAAGUAAAACGACGGUCAUCAUUAAAUGCAAACCACAAAGGGCAGUUUGAUUCUAAUGGUGAUUGGCAGGGCCUCCCACCAUGGGAUUUAUCAUUAGGUGGUGAUGGAUGCCCAAAGUUUCUAUGUGAUGUAAUGGUAGAAGGGUUGGCAAAACAUCUGCGUUGUGUUGGGAUUGAUGCUGCUAUUCCAUCUUCAAAAAAACCUGAACCACGGCAGUUACUAGAUCAAGCAUAUAAAGAAAAAAGGGUGCUUUUAACACGAGAUGUGAAACUCUUGAAACACCAGUACUUGAUAAGGAAUCAAGUAUACAGGGUGAAGAAUCUUCUCAAGAAUGACCAACUAUGUGAGGUGAUCAAGACCUUCCAAUUGAAGAUUACUGAGGAACAACUCAUGUCAAGAUGUACAAAAUGCAAUGGGAGCUUCAUUCAGAGACCGCUGACCACUGAAGAAGCUAUUGCAGCUUCAAGAGGGUUCCAAGUCAUUCCUGACUGCCUCUUUAACCGGAACUUAGAGUUUUGGCAGUGUAUGGAUUGCCACCAACUUUAUUGGGAGGGAACCCAAUACCAAAAUGCAGUUCAGAAAUUCAUCACAGUUUGCAAUUUGAAUGACUGAGCCAAUUUCAAGGCAACUGGCCCACUUUGAAGGAUACAUUAUCAUCUCUUAAGUGAGAGAGUUCCGCGGCAACCAGGCCAUAAUGAUGACUUUCAAUAUAGCAUAAUAAUUUACUCUUCCUUGAACCUAAUCCAACCUGGGUUGUUGGAUGACAGAGAUGCGACCCAGGUGCAUCAGCAACUAGUAUAUCAUUUAUUUUUUCACUUUGUUAAUGGCCUUCCAAUUACAAAGAAGAUGGCGAAGAGAGCUGGGUUUGACCGCUGUCCAUUCCUUCUUCAGAUUAUCAGAAAUCCUUUCUUGGGAUGUAUUAGUGAUAUACAGAUAUAAAUACUCUUUAUAAGUGAACUGGAAGGACCAAAGAAGUACCUUGGUUUGAGCUUCUAGUGUACGUGUGCAGUGUUUGUUAUUUUAUAGUGGCUGAUUAGAUUACGGAGAAGAAAGUUUUGGGUCCACCA